Molecule: messenger RNA, 2939 nt
Organism: Oppia nitens
Lineage: Eukaryota; Metazoa; Arthropoda; Arachnida; Sarcoptiformes; Oppiidae
Product: mucin-2-like
Exons: 1
Coding region: 468-2789 (773 amino acids)
Biological process (GO): negative regulation of transcription by RNA polymerase II
Cellular component (GO): Sin3-type complex
Source: RefSeq, a predicted model, not a curated record
UUGUAUUCAAUUGAAUGUAAUGUAUGUAUGACUUGACUGAGUGGUGGCUCUCGUGAUGAACUCAAUGCUAUAAACGCUAUGUUUUUUUUGAGCACUAAAUCAGUGAAUUCAGUGAACACUUGAAUACUUCAUACAAAACAGUGAAACACUUCAUAACAUUGAAUAUUAUGAUUGCUAUGACUGUUGUCUUGUGUUUGACCACUCAUUCAUUGAUAUAUAGAUCUACUGAAAGACUCCAUUGCUUUGGUCCACACCUACUGUCCGUACAAUUAACACGAAAUCUAUGACCAAAUCAUCGACUGGUUGGCCAUAAUGUGAUACUUUGAUCACUUAAUGUCUGAACCGUUGAUCUGAGCCAUUGAUUAGUGUGACAUUUGGUUGAAUCAAAUCAAUAAAUAGGCCAUUGAUUGGAUCAAUUGAAUUAUAGUUUAUUUGGACACUUAACCAAAGUUGCGGGCAUUGAUGAAAUGCCAAUAAUAUCAUCGAUUAAGUCAACCUCACAGACAGUGCCACAAAAGACAGACCUCAAGCCAAUAGGCAUUUGUUUGCCUACAAACACAUCUAUAGAGAUGUCCAAUUCGGGCGCAACACUGGCCACCAACAGAGUGGCCACAACAACGUCAACGACCGGCUAUCGUAGCGAAAUAUUUAAUACGAAUGCAUCGCAAUCAUCGACACCACAGACACCAUUACCUGUGGGCGCCCUCUCUGUAAUGGUCGCCCGAUUCUCGGAUAAUAAUUCCCGUCCGCAGACUGUUAUACUACAUCCGAGAACUAUAUCAACAGCACCGAGGGGUGGUCUUCAAGUUAAUACAAUUAGAGGACAGUCGGUAAUAACUGGACAAAGCAUUAGUACGACGGGUUCAACGCCAUCACUCACGUCAACCUCGGCAUCAAUAUCUGUGCGGACAACACAACUAAUCAGUGGUCAACAACCGACUAAUUCAUUACCUGUUCUGAAUCUCUCGACUAAUGUCAACACAUCGGCCGUUACGCAAAAUUCCGUUACGAAUGUCAAACAAAUUUGUGGUCAAAACCGACCUUUAUUUACAACAUCAGGUCCACUACCGAUAGAAUCAGUUAGUCUUGUUAUGGCUCCUAAUGAUCAUAAUGUUAUGAGCGCCCGUCCCAUUAGAUUGCAAACCAAUGAUUUAAAGCAAAACAUAACCAAAAUAAGUGGACCGAGAACUACAUUAAUGGCCGGAUCUACUAUUAUGGCGACUCAUCCACAAAAGGUAGCCAUAAGUAUCGGUGGAACUGGUCCUCAGACAGGAACAGCUGUAUCGCAACCUGUAGCCCGAGUUGGCAUCAUUGGCCAAUUACCAGUGCCGACAACAACUGUUAACAAGUCUGGUAUCAUAAACCUGCAUAAAGGCCAUCUAAUAAUAAACUCUGCUUCGGGAGCAAACAUGAACACCGGGAGCACAACCCUUCAUAAUAUAGUUAAUGUAAGCGGYGGUUCCAUCACAUCCUUCACUACGACUGCGCAGUCAUCGCCACAGACGGCAAAACUGUCACUCAAUUCAAGUCCUAAUAACAUCUUAACGACCAGACAUUCGGUGGUCUCGACGAGUUCGCCAUUCAUUCAUAGUGUAAGUAAUUCAUUGCAGUCUUCACAACAACAACACAUACAUACCUCUCAACAGCGAWCUAUUGGCCAUCAAAAUGCAAACUCAUUACAAACCUCAUCGACACUACAACCGCAACAAUUAUUACCGCCGAUCACAUCGGUUAACACAACGUCACCUCUAAGGCCAACGAUCCUCUCAUCUCCAGCUAAUUCACCGAUAAAACAAUCGCUACAGACCUCAACUCCCAGUUCUCCCCGACCCAGCAUUUUGAUACGUAAGCGACCAAAUGAUUUACUAUCAGGAGGUCUGACGCCAACCGCCCUCUUUAAGACAACUGUACCAAACACAUCCAUUAGCGGCUCAACAAUACCACGAGUUUCUUGUUAUGGACUAAAAACUGAUUUAUUAAAUUCAGAGAACAAAGUAAAUGAUUUAUUAGCCACAAGUGAUGCAAAUUUAGCGCCUAAUUGUUCAACAGCUCAUCCAACGACUCCUAACUCUGAAGGCAAUCAGACGCCGCGGAAGAAACCACGAAAACAACUAUUAGAGCCGUCGAGUCUUAAGACAUCACAAAAUCUUAAUUUACUCAACAGUUCUACCAGUGAUUGUAAAGAAGACAUUUGUAAUGAGAAGGAGAGUGUGGUUCGCAUCAAUAAGAAACCACGAGUUUCACUGUUAUCAUCAUAUAAUAUGGGCUGGAAGUCACUUCAAUACCACUUCUUAAGGUAUUCCGAUGUUAGACCAAAGCCUGAAAAAAAGUUAACUUUAAGUGAAUUGAGUAACGAAGGACUUCAACGAAAGAAUGGAUGGAAGAUUCAUCACUUGGCGUCUCAGAUGGAAGUGAUGACUGAUAAUGAGCACAAUGUGUACCAAAGAUUGAAUCAAUUUUUAGAGACUUUCGAGAAGGAUGUUUGUGUGACGAACAACCAGUGCUCCAACACUACUGUUAACACAAACACAAACCCAAAUGCAACUAAUUGUUUGAGUGCCAGUGAGUCCAAUAACAGGACUACUAUAGGUGUCAAUGAGGCACCUCUGGACACAAUAGCUGUUAAACUAAAUGAUUUGAUUAGAGGUAAUCUUCAAAGAAGUAACUUAUUCUCGGAUCAAAUCACUGAAGCCAAACAACUUAUCAUUAAAUUAACGACUGAUCACAAAGAAAGAGUCGGCAAAAUCACGAAGAAGUGCGCCAAUAAAAGGACGUAUAUUAACAAAUGAUUAACACAUGUGUUGAUCACAUACUACCACAUCCUAUGACAUCAUAUUUUGUGCAAAAACCUGUCGUUUAUUUAUACUUUAAAAAUUGAUUUGCAUUUCAAAUGAAAGCCAUGUUUUAAUUUAUAACAUUAUUAUUAUUAUUAUUAUUAU